CUUUGGCCAGGGGAUGGCAAUCAAAUGGAGUCGCUAGUCUUUCUCACUUGCACACCGUCCGUUGCCUUGUCCACCUCACACUGGGAUAGUCUCUGUGAUCUUCGGAGGCUUAGCAGGAAUACGGCGUUGAGGCAGCAGCCCAAGCGUCAAGAUGCUGUCACUGACGAUAGUGCCCUGAUGUUCACGUACGUCCUUGGUGUUGCCCUCGAGGUUCCAACUUUAGAGGAUCUUCGUGUUGCUGUGCAGAGUUGAGAGAUCUUGCAGUGGGAUGCUAAGUAUCGGGUACGUCGCAACUAAAGUGUUGAGAUGACUCUUUCCUCACCGAUCACCAGAGGUAGCGGUACCAGGUACGCAAGUACGGAUGACCAGGGACUCCUUCCCGCCCGCUUUUCCCUCGCUGCCUCGCUGCCACGCAGUGCUACGCUGCUCGCUGGCCCGCUAGCCAGUCCUGUCCCCUGGUCCCUCUUGGCUCACAGCAACACACCAAUGUACCCCCGU
This is a messenger RNA of Neurospora tetraspora, 498 nucleotides long. RefSeq lists its product as uncharacterized. Bases 25 to 252 code for a protein of 75 amino acids. Lineage: Eukaryota; Fungi; Ascomycota; Sordariomycetes; Sordariales; Sordariaceae. The transcript is spliced from 2 exons. The record is from RefSeq and is a predicted model, not a curated record.